Molecule: messenger RNA, 1617 nt
Organism: Rotaria sordida
Lineage: Eukaryota; Metazoa; Rotifera; Eurotatoria; Philodinida; Philodinidae
Source: the annotation of a GenBank genome assembly
AUGCUUAAACAAAUUUUAUGUCAAAUAUUUUCUAAUCAAUGUCAAUUAACUUUUCUUCAACUCGAUAUAGCAAAUUUAUCUUAUGAAAUUCAUCAAAGUUUAAAUUCACGUUCUUAUGUUUCAACAAACAAAAUUUCUAAUGAUUUUCAAACUUAUUCUAUAACUUUACGUCAUUUGCAUAUUCAUCUUAAUCACAUAUGUUUUCUUGAACAUCUCAUUGAAUAUGUACCCAAUCUUGAACAAUUAUCGAUUCAUUUUCUUAAUUCAUUACUUGAUAAGUAUUAUCUUGAUUCCAAAAUUAAUAUACCAAAACUAUCAAAUGAAAAUUGGUUCAAUAAAAUGCCAAAAUUAAAAUACUUUAUAUUAAAAAGUUUUAUUGAUAAUGAUUUUGAAUUUAUUUAUUUAAAAUGGCUUCUUAAUAAUUUAAAUUAUAUUACAAAAUUACAAAUUUAUUUAUAUAGUGGAUAUAUAUGGAAGGAAAAUCAAUUAAUAUGGAAAUCUGUUAUUGAUGCAAAUUUUAUUCGUCGAUAUUGUUUACCUGAUCAAAUAAUUAAUUUAAAAUAUUUUUAUUUUUAUAUAUGUGCUCAACGUCAAUCAUCAUUAAAUAAUAUUUCAGAAAUAAUUAAUUCUUUUAAAAUAAAUUCUUUUUUUAUUUUACAUCAAUGGACAAAUGUUCAAUGUUUUUAUGAUGAAAAUAGAUCAGAUCAACAUAUAUUCUCUUCUAAUCUUAAAAAAUUUCAACGUUCUAUUCUUUUAUUUAAAUAUCCAUAUAUAUAUGAAUGGUCUGAUAUUGAAUAUAUUCAAAAUAAUAUUCAUCCAUCAUUCUAUGUAUUUCUCAAACAAUUCAAUAAAUUAUGUCCUAAUACUUGUUCUAUGACAAUUGAUAUAGGAAGUUAUGAGGUUAAAUCAAAAAUUCUGGAAUCGUUGACAACAUCAUUUGAAAUGAGAGAACAAAAUUUAAAUAAUAGUCAACUUCGAAAUAUUACAAAACUUAAAUUUGGAUAUUUUUCUGGUCGUCGUAUUCGUCCUUAUCUAGAAUGGACAUAUAAAGAUAGACAACAUCUGAAAAUACUUACUCUUCUUAUUUCAAUACCUGUUCAACUUAAAUAUAUUUUUGUUCAAAAAUUUGAAUGGCUUUUCUAUGCUAUUGAAUUUAAUUCUUAUUACUUGAGAGAAGAUGCAUUAGAUACUGUUCGAUAUGCUGAAUUUGGUAUUUCAAGUUGUAAUAUUGGCCCAGAUAAUUCAGCUCAUAUUGGCAAAGAUCUUAUACCUUUUCUGAAUACUUAUAUGCCUUAUUUACAAACAUUACGUCUUUGGAGACCAGAUGAUUUUCCUUGGACAUCAAUUCGACCAAUCUGUGAAUCUGACAAAUUAUUUAGAAAGUUAAUGGCAAAAUGGAGACGAACUCUAUGUACACCUGAAUCUAUUAAUGAACAUGUUAUUGUUUUUGAAAAAGAUCUAUGUCAAUUAGUCGAACAAUUAAAAGAAUUUGUUUAUCUUGAUAUUUAUGGCAGAAUUGGUCCUGAAAAAGUUAAACUUUAUCAUUCAAUGGUUCAAAAACGUUUUCCAAAUAGUCGAAUUUAUAUUCAAAUAUCAAGAUUUUCACUUUGGAUUUAA